AUGGCGACCCCCUCACCUUCUUCCAAAGAAAACGUACCUCUGGCUCGCACCGCGACAGAGACUUUCAAGCUGGACCCUGCCUCCCAGCCUAACCCAAAGCGAAGAAAACUCGGCCAAGCUUCCUUCUCUGCCUCCCAACCAGAACGGUCCUCCUUUGCUGACGUCCUCGAGCGUCUGCACGAGGAAGCUCAGGGUGCCCAAGAUGCCGAGGGUGGCGCUGACUCCUGGGCAAGACCACCUCUUCCACACAUAGACCCAGAGGACGAUUCCAUCUUAUUCCAACAGAUCGACAUCGAGGACUCGGUAGAGUAUAAUGGUUCUCUCGGUAUCAGGAUGUUUGGUGUCACAGAGGCGGGCCACAGCGUGCUGGCUUAUGUCACCGAUUUUCUUCCCUACUUCUACAUUGCGUGCCCCCGUGGUUUCGGGAGUGAUGAUCUUUCCGCUUUCUUCAUUCAUCUCAAUGGCCUUGGACAUGGAGUCAUCAAAAACCUUGAGUUAAAGAAUAAACAGAGUCUCAUGAAUUACAGAGGUGAAGAUGUUGUCCCCUUCAUCAAGAUCACACUCGCAGACCAGCGAGCUCUACCCAAAAUCAGAGAUAAGUACAUGCAUUGUAUCCGGCAUCGUCGCACGUUGACGUUGUUUUUGUGA
Molecule: messenger RNA, 648 nt
Organism: Sparassis crispa
Lineage: Eukaryota; Fungi; Basidiomycota; Agaricomycetes; Polyporales; Sparassidaceae
Exons: 6
Coding region: 1-648 (215 amino acids)
Biological process (GO): DNA-templated DNA replication; DNA replication proofreading; nucleotide-excision repair, DNA gap filling
Cellular component (GO): delta DNA polymerase complex
Molecular function (GO): DNA-directed DNA polymerase activity; 3'-5'-DNA exonuclease activity
Source: RefSeq, a predicted model, not a curated record